Plasmodium vivax (malaria parasite P. vivax) is the source of this 1928-nucleotide messenger RNA. RefSeq lists its product as hypothetical. Lineage: Eukaryota; Apicomplexa; Aconoidasida; Haemosporida; Plasmodiidae. The transcript has a single exon. The record is from RefSeq and is a predicted model, not a curated record. Gene Ontology annotation, cellular component: post-mRNA release spliceosomal complex. Bases 390 to 1928 code for a protein of 512 amino acids. Gene Ontology annotation, biological process: mRNA splicing, via spliceosome.
AAAGUGAUAAUUAUGCAUAAUUGAGAAGGUAAAAAGGGAGUCCUUUCCCUGUUUUGUAAUUUUUUCUGUUCCUGAUUUGUCACACUUUUUAAUGCUCUGUGAAGAGUGUAAAAUAUAUCAUACGUUUUUUUGCUUUUUCGUUUUUUUGUUUUUACGGAUUGGCCAUCCUUAGCAUGUGGCGCAACUCGCACUGAGUGAAGCUGCGAGCGUUCAUUUCGUCGUUUGCCGUCGUCAGCGAUUUGAAGCGACGGAGGUGAACUGAGUCGUCGCUCGUUUGUUAUUUGGUUUGUUCGUUUUUUCGCUAACUCGCUUGUUUUAUUUCCCUCUUCUUUCUGCGUUAUUGGACGUGGGCAGUUCCUCCCCCCAUUGCGCGCAAAGGCAACUCCAAAAUGAGCAACGUGGACGAGUUCUACGAAUACGCGAAAAACAACUUCCUAAACUUCCUGAAACAGAAUAAUGUACAUUCUCGAAAUGAAGAGAAGGCGAAUGAAAAAAAAGGGGGCAAGGAAAAUAGGGUUAAGGGAAUGCACGAUCGGCACCUGUCUGAUAUGAGAAAGCUAAAGAGGGACGAGCUCAAUGAUAAAGAAAGCUACGACCAGAAAUGUAAAGAUUUUCUUCUUAAGAGGAAGAGCAAAGGUUUGAGGAGGAGCGCGAAGGGGGGCUCGGCAAGUGCCUCCUCGGACGCGUCAGCUUCAUCCGCGUCGGCAUCAUCAAUCGCAUCCUCCGCUUCUUCCUCUUCACGCACUUCAUCUUCCUCAUCCGAUGAGAAGACGAAAAGGCGAAAGCGAGAGAAGCAUCGAAGGAGACACAGGGAGAGGGACAAAAAGGGAAGGAAGAGGAAAACGGAGAAGGAGGACGAAAAAAGGAAGAAGAGAAAAAAGAGAAAGAAGGAAAUGAUGGAAGAAAAACCGAGGAAAGAGAAAACCACCAACUGUGGGGAACACAAACGAACGGAAAAAAAGCACGAAGAUGGGGAAAAGAGCCCAACGAGGAAGAGCUACCAAGUGGGGGGACGAUUGAGCCAUUCGCAAAAGAGCUCUUCCCCUUCGGAUGAUGAACCAAAACGGAAGAGCAGAAGGGAAAAAACGGAAACCCAUUUUUGUAGCCAAAGUGAAGACAAAAUGAAGACUCAUGACACGGAAAAAAUCACCCAGUUGAGUGCCAAAUUGGAAAGAACAAUAGCGGAAAAAAAAGAAAAAAUGUUGUUAAAAAACGCAUUGAACAAAAAUUUAGUAGACUGUAAAUUUUGCAUCGACUCAAACUCUUUCAGCAAAAUUAACAAAUUGAAUAUAAUCAGCAUCAGUCAGAAAUCAUACAUAUGUUACUAUAAUUAUAAAAAUGUUUUUUUAAAAGACCAAUUGUUCAUUUCGCCAAUUGAACAUACCACAAGCGUAACGAACACAAAUUUUGAUACCGUGCAAGAUAUGCGCAAUCACAUGAAGUCGCUAAUAGCUAUGCUGGAGGAAAGCAAUCAGACGUGCAUUUUUGUCGAAUUUAAUAACUGCUUUAAUGCUAGCAUCGAAUUAAUAUCGCUGAGAAAAACAAAACAUGCAUAUAUUAAUUGUUACAUAAUACCAAUGGAGUUACUUGAGAAGGCAAAAAUUUAUUUCAAAAAAAAUUUGGAAGAUAUAAAUUCUCUAUAUAGAGAAAAUAAGCAGUUAAUUAUCACGAAAAAUAAAUAUGCCCCUUACAACGUUUUACCGAAACAGAUCCCCUACGUUUCGGUCAAUUUUUCGCUGGUGGAGACGUACAUACAAGUGAUUGAAAAUAAUUAUGAUUACAUAAAUAUGUGUAAAUGUAUUUUUACGGAUCUUUUUAAGAAGGAUAAAUUUUAUAAAUGUUUUCAAAACUUUCAGCAGUAUGUGAACGCAGUGGAGAAUUUUAAAUCCGCCUAUGGAAAGUACGAUUGGACGGCCUACAUGAAUUGA